AUGGACGCCUCCUCUCCCGUAGACAGCAUUGAUCCUGUCUCUCUCAUCAACAUGACGGGUUACUCCGAGGAUUCCUCCUACCCAACACCACCACCCCAGUCAGAGCACGCUUCCAGCCCCACUCCAGAAGCAGCAGAUCCAACCCAGAAGAAGAAGAAGCGGAAAGCAUGGGGUCAACCAGUCCCUGAAAUCAAACAGAUCCUCCCUCCUCGGAAACGCGCCAAAACCGCAGAGGAGAAGGAGCAACGAAAGAAUGAAAGAAUCCUUCGAAACAGAAGAGCCGCCGACAAGUCACGACAACGUCAAAAGGCUGCUGUCGCCGAUCUUGAAGUUCGACAGGUUCGAAUCGAGCAAGAAAAUGCGUCCUUGAGGGAUCUUUUGGCUCGCUACCAGUCUCGUUUCGGUGUCCAAUCUGAUUUCCCAGCACCGUCACUAGCGGAAUCUGAGACACAAGAUCUCGACUCCGAUUCCACACCAAUGGACAUGAAGAGAUCCUUCACACCAUCAACAUUCGCAGCCUCACCUUCUGAAGCUGCGGAUCACCCUACUCUAGUUCAUUCCGAAUCCCUACCUACACUCAAACAUGAAUCCCCAGCACUCGCUCCUCAACUCAACCUCAUCAACGAAGCCGAAGCCGACAACUCUGGUUCUAUGGCGACGUUUGGCAGCUUUCCCCCUGUCUCCGGUUUGACACAAUAUCCUGCCGUGGUAUUGUGUGACCUGCAGUGUCAACCGGACACAUGGGCUAUCAAUCUGCCAUCGUUCCCAUCCAAUCAGAGCUCCCACCUUGGGCUCAGCUACCUCCUUCAGGUUUUUCAGACCUUGAUGAUAUUUCAAACCUUCUCAACGACAACUCUCUUGCCAAUAUACAAUCUCUUCCAGAUUUUGGCUCGGAAAUUGUCGAUGACCUCGACGGAACAGGAUUUCUCCUCCAUCCUGACCAACUUCCCACUAAUUCAUUCUUUGAUUUCGAUGCCUUCGACACCGACCAGACCGGCAGUCUUUCGCAUGAAACUUCUGAGCAGACUACUCGCAUGCAGCCCACACAUGGCGCGCCUAUUACUGGCAGCGACAGACCGGGCUUUGCAGCAAGUGGUUUGUGAGGAAGGCUUCGCUGAAGACUCUGAUCGUCGGUGGACUUGGUCGAGUCUGAUGACAAUCAAGUGGACUAUAUUGAGGUUGGAGAGAGAACAUCGAAAAAUCCGACGUCAGGUCUCAACGAAGCACGAUGGAGUAACCGGACUGAAGGUCAUGUCUGGCGUUGAUUAUGGAGCGGUGGCUCGAAAUUCAAAACUUUGGCAGGGACCAAAUGCAAAUUGUACUAUUAGUAUUGAUGACAAUUGGGCGAUGCCACAGGAGGUGCACUGA
This is a messenger RNA of Exophiala bonariae, 1368 nucleotides long. RefSeq lists its product as uncharacterized. Gene Ontology annotation, molecular function: DNA-binding transcription factor activity, RNA polymerase II-specific. The transcript has a single exon. The coding region runs from base 1 to 1368 and encodes 455 amino acids. The record is from RefSeq and is a predicted model, not a curated record. Lineage: Eukaryota; Fungi; Ascomycota; Eurotiomycetes; Chaetothyriales; Herpotrichiellaceae. Gene Ontology annotation, biological process: positive regulation of transcription by RNA polymerase II.